Molecule: messenger RNA, 4650 nt
Organism: Abrus precatorius (Indian licorice)
Lineage: Eukaryota; Viridiplantae; Streptophyta; Magnoliopsida; Fabales; Fabaceae
Product: cell cycle checkpoint protein RAD17
Exons: 12
Coding region: 231-2054 (607 amino acids)
Biological process (GO): mitotic DNA replication checkpoint signaling; DNA repair; DNA damage checkpoint signaling
Molecular function (GO): chromatin binding
Source: RefSeq, a predicted model, not a curated record
CACCAACGCCGAAGGCUUCUCCCCUAAGCCAUCUCAAUAUUGUCUUAAAAAAAAUGAAAAAACCCGCGAACCUUCGCAUUUGGCAGUCCACCAUGUUGGGGUUUUCCAUUUCAUUUCCCGGCCAAGGUUUCUUUUCGUGCAAUCGGCAGGGUCUUGUGAAACUCAACGACUAAUUUAUCCCUUUUUGCCACAAAUCCCUAAAAUAAAAUUUGAAAAAGGGGUUAUAUGAUAUGGCAAAGCGAAACUACGUCGUCAUUCUGUCGUCAGAAGAUGAAGAUGAUUCUAUUGUUCGUUCACUGAGUUCGAGGCGCAACCAUACCAAGGCCAAGUCGAGGUCGCGUUCUACAUCCUCGCGUGGAAAAAAGAGAGCGCGCGUUUCGGGUUCUCAGCCUCGAAACUCUAAACUGCGCGAGAUAGACUUAUUUGGAGACGACUUCAAUGAAGUGUUUACUGGGUCAAAGGUAUCCGCUGGUACUCUAAGGAACUAUGCAGAGGAGCUAUGGGUUGAUAAAUACAGACCCCUUUUGCUGGAAGAACUUGCCGUUCACAAGAAAAAGGUUGAAGAAGUUAAGACGUGGUUUGAGGAGAGGCUGAAACCUUCAAAGGGUGUCUACAGUAAUAAUGUCCUUGUCAUCAGUGGGCAGGCAGGAGUUGGAAAAUCUGCAGCUGUAAAUGUAAUUGCAUCUCAUGUGGGAGCGAUAGUGUGCGGAUGGAACACACCUACACCUGUAAUUUGGCAAGAACAUCUUUAUAAUUCUGGCUCAGGGACACAAUACACAUCCAAGUUGGAUGAAUUUGAGAAUUUUGUUGAGAGAGUACGGAAAUAUGGAUUACUGCCAACUUUUUCUGGGGAGUCAAAGCCUUCCAUCAUACUUUUAAUAGAUGACCUUCCCAUGAGUAAUGGGAAAGCUGCUUUUGGAAGACUUAAGGAUUGCUUGCACCUUUUGGUGAACUCAAUUCAGAUACCCACAGCAAUAUUGGUCACGGACUAUGGCAAUGUUGAUUCAGCAGAUUAUAAUGCCCGUUGCCUGGAAGAACUUAAGCUAUCUCUAGAGAGUUCUGGGGCUUGUAAGGUUGCAUUUAAUCCAAUUACAAUGAAUACUAUGAAGAAGGUGCUUUUUAAAAUAUGCCAGAUGGAGCAGCGUGAUGUGACUGCUGAGUAUGUUGAUCUAAUAGCAAAAUCAAGUGGGGGUGACAUCCGACAUGCAAUUACUUCUUUACAGUUUUUCUGCCUGAAACCAAAUCUACUGCAUUCUUUGGCCCAGUCUACUUAUUCUCCCCGUGCAUUCAAAGAGGAAAGCAUUGAACCUGUCAGAUCAGAUGAUGGAUAUUCCUUGCACUUUGGCAGAGAUGAGACACUCUCUCUAUUUCAUGCUUUGGGGAAAUUUUUGCACAAUAAAAGGGAGACUGGAGUUGCAACACAUUAUGAACAAGACGGAUUUCCUAUACAAGAAAGAUUUUCAAGGUUACCAUUAAAAAUGGAUGUCCCUGAGAAGAUUCUUUGUCAAGCCCAUGUGCAACCUGGUGCAGUUGCUGAUUUUCUGCAUGAAAAUGUUCUGGAUUUUUUGAAUGAUGAGGCAAUAGAUGAUGCAUGGACUUUAUCUUCAUAUCUAGGUGAUGCUGAUAUUCUUCUUGCUAAACUUCGGGGAAUGCUGUGUAGUUAUAACGAGGCAGAGAGUGUUUUACAGUCAGCUGCUGCAUCCAUAGCUGUUCGGGGGGUGCUAUUUGGAAAUUCUCAUCCGCUAUCCUCCAGGUGGCAUGCAAUUCGGCGACCAAAGCUCUGGCAGAUUGAGAAGGUAUCAAUAUACAAGAAUGAGAUAGAUAGGCUAAGAAUCCCUGCCUCUAAACGGUUGAGUUCUUACCAUAUGUCAAUUAUAGCCACAGAGUACAUGCCUAUGCUUAAAUUGUUUGGUAAGAGGGCUUAUGAUGGUGGAUAUCAUGAACCAAGUCCGGAAUCAUCACUCAACUUGGAAAUGGAAGAUUUUAAUUUUGACAAAAUAAGUUUAGAUGAAGAAGGUAGGGAGACUUCUGAUGAUGACAUAGAAGAUUGGUAGGUAUGCAACGUGUAAUAUAUGUGGUUGUUCAGUUCGCAGAUCUUCCUUUAAUGCAUAUAUUUUGUGUUAGACAUUUUUCUACCUGUUUUAUCUCUUUUGUUGAUCGAGGCUGCAGCAUUACAUAGGAAAUGACAAGUUUUUGUGAGUUCUGAUGCAUGCUUUGAUUACAUGCCAAUUGGAACUGGUUCUCUCAAAUCUCAAUGGGUGAUGGGAUGGGAUGGGAUUGGGAAACCAUUGCUUAAUAGAAUGUGCUCAUUGUAAAUAUAUACUUUGUUAACUUACAAAUAUAUUUAUAUUUAAGUUCUACAAAAUUAAUAUACACAGAAUGAGUAGAUAUUUGUGAACACGAGCAUUGCUAUUUGUUGAGGUGUCGAAGUAUGGGACACUUUCGACACCAAAACAUCCCCCAACACGUGUUUGAUACCCCUCAACAGGUCUUUAUUAUGUGAGAUUUGAACAAGGGAAGGGAAAAACAUUUGCGAAAGGGGAAAUUCUUGGAGGAGGAUUCAUUCUCUUAUUCUUAGUCAUUCAAUAAAAUUGUUCAGUUUCUUUCAUAGUUUCUAUCAAUUUCUCAUUUCUCUUUCCUGGAUUCGUAACAACUGAUUCGAUCUGCCUGAUCUCUUGUCGCUGAUAAAAAAUGAAGGAUUUAAUAUUGUUCAUGGAGAAAGUGACUAGCGGAUAGGAGCUGCAGUUUCUUUAGUUGUAGCUUUCCUUGAGAUCAAGAAGAGUGUUAAUGGAAUUCAAGAGCAUAAGCAGAGAUGCUGUGUAAGUUUCUGAAGAAUCUGAUCUCGAGGAGAAAAGGACAAGACCUCUAAGGUUGAGAGAUCUAGCGUCAUCGCGAACGAACAUGGGAAAGAGGGGAGAUGGUAGAGUUUAGCAAUGACAAGCAGUGAUAUUCCGGAAUUUGAUUGGAUUAAUUUUAGAUGAAAAUUUAGAUUGAAUUUUAGAUGUAAGCUAUUUAAAUUUAAAAAUCCAUCCAAUUUGAUCUGACUAGAAAUGGUUUGGAUUAGAAUGAAUGCUUCAACUUUAUAAUUUUAUUUUUAACUUUGCUAGGUGAGAAAUAAAUUAAUUUUUUUUUCUUCCACACUAUAUUUAACAAGUUUAUCUUUUUAAAAAACAAAACGUAAAAUGUAUAUAAUAAAAUUAUUAGUAUUAUUUGUGAUGAAAAAUUUUAACACGAGUUGAACGAAAUGCAGAAUUUGCAUUUUGUUUAGAUGGUGACCGCAGAUUAAACAGUAAAUAAACAAAAGGAAAAUUCAGUAGUUUCGUACAUUCAAUUUUGAAUUAAACAGCCAUUUCUUAAGAGAAUAUGAUACACAUGAAAAAAGUUUAAAUAAAAAUAAAAUUACUGUAAUGAGGCAUAUAAGGUUACGUGAUCGGUAACAAUACAAUGAAAAAAAAGCGAGAAACACAAGGAUGUCUAUCACCUUGCCCAACCAAGUCCAAGGCCAAAAUCUUAUUAACUUCCUUCUUUCUCCGCUCCUCUUUCUCUCCAAUAGCGAACUAUGCCUGAUGCUUCAACAUGUGUUCCCUUUUUAACUUCUGGACUAAACUUUUCAUAUCGAGGGCCAUAGUUCAACUGCUAUUCUAUUUGGACAUUUAGCAUUCAUCACUAAGCUGGGCUCAUGGGCCUUAUCAAUGGGAAUUGAAUAUAAUUUUCAAGGUGCUCAACUAAAUGCUAUCCAUCUACUGAAUACAUUUUUACACACCCCACUUUUCUAGUUACCUUGCUAUAGAUUAUAUGCAUUUUUAAUUAUCUUUCUUUGUGUAGAUAUUUUAGUUUUAAAUGAUUAGGUGAAGAUUCUAAUCAAGUGUUUUAACACCAAGAUAUAAAAUUUACUUGUAAAAAGGACAAAUACUUUUAAAGUUAACCUUUUUAAUGGGAUGUAAGGAGAGAAGGAAAUAUAAAGUUACCUUUUUGAUGAUAUUGAUUGAUAAAACGGAUCCUAAAACAUUUCAUGGUUCAUGGUCCAGGGCCCGCCAUCUAUUCCAUCAACAAACUUUGAAUUUAUGUAUUAAGCAUUUCGCAAAAACAUUUUAUAUUAAUAAAAGACUAGAGCUUAAUUGUUUGUCCAAAUUAGAUUUUGGUAAUUGGUCCUGUAUCCAGGAAAUGUUUAUAUGCUCGACAUAUGCCAGGGACUUGCAUGAACUUACAAUUCAUCCAAAAAGGAGUAACGUAAGUUAGCAAACCUUGAACUAUCCAGGAAAUGCUUAUAUGCUCAGACUUGCAUUGACUUAAAUCCAUUCAAAAAGGAGUAACCUAAGUUAGGCUACCUUGAACAAUUCUAAUGAUGGAUAUUUAUGGAAAACAAAUUAGCAGGAAAAAAAAUAAGCACUCAACAGUUCCAAAACAAAGCAAAACCUUGUUACGCACUUCCUCUAAUUCUCAAAUUUUCUCAACUGUAUGUAUUCAUAUCAUCAGAACAAUAUAUUGAAACCAACUGGAACAUCAAGCUACGUGCUUCUAGCUCCUUUGCCUAACAAAGUCGGCUAAUGGCAACAUCCAUUGUGGAAUCAGGAACCUACUCCAAACUGAGGGAAUCAAAUUGCUUUCUUUCAUUUCAUCAAUUUGCAAAGGUGUAUCAACCUAUCAGGA